Molecule: messenger RNA, 15514 nt
Organism: Coregonus sp. 'balchen'
Lineage: Eukaryota; Metazoa; Chordata; Actinopteri; Salmoniformes; Salmonidae
Source: the annotation of a GenBank genome assembly
CUGACGUUGCUCAGAGAGCAGGCAACGCAGUGAGAGACAGAUUAGUGUGGUCCUCUCUCUCUCUCGAGCCAGUGCUGCGCAAGGGGAAGGAAUGCAAGUGUGUGCUCCAGUAAACUAGGCUACUGUUGUCGUCUGAGAAAAGAGUUGACUUUGUGCGUUCUGUGCGCUGGGCUGGGACAGGGACAAGGCGAGGCGCGCGUGUGUGAGCAGAACAUGGGUCAUCACAACAGUUUACUUAAUCAUGAUCUUCCUCCACAUUAUGGGACCGUAGGAACGCAGUCUGUGUGAUCCCCUUCCGUUAUUUGAUCGUUUCUGGUUCUGGGAAACUUUGGCCAGCUGUUGAAAUGGAGAUGAUAACUUUCAUGUUGGCGAGCCUUGCCCUCCUGAAUAUCAGGGGCAACAUUUUCACCAGGUAAGAUUUACCCUAGUAUAGGCUACAGCUCUUUUGACUGGGGUUACGGAGGAGACUUUCCCAGAAGCUUUACUAAGGAUUUAAUUUAAUUGAAAAAUGCAUUUUAUUUUUGUUAUUUUGGAAUAGCCUAUAUUAUUAAAUUAGGGACCAUUUUUCGAUUCAAUAAUAGCCUACUUUGCCCUUAUUUUGUAGGUCAGCUGUUGCUAUGUUCUGAUUUAAUAAGCACAUUGAGCCUAUAGCAUCUGUUUCUGAUGUGGCCUAGAUAAUGUUUUGAUGGAAACUAAUUCCUAACCUACCUGUUUUGGAUUUGUCCAAUUUGCGUAAAAUGAGCUGAUUACAAAUAAAUUCUAAAACCUGAGGACUUCUCUGCAAUAGCAGAGGAAUAGCCUACUCAAUGCCAACAUACUGUAUGUAGCCUUUGAGCAGUUAGUCACAGCUUUAGUGCUGUGGGACCAAUCAUCAACAUAGGCACAAAUGCUGAUCAUAAGUUCAUAGUAAAGAUAAGGAGAUAGAGGCAAUCGAAAGUGGAUAUGUGGUAUUUAAUGUAACAUUCUAUGAUGUGUGAUAGAUUUGUGUACAAUGUCACACCAUAACUUAAAAUGAGUUGUUAAUAACAAUGAGAUGAUUAUAAUAACAGCGUGUUGUUACAUUGUCAUUUUGUAAUGGAUUUUUCAUUGCAUUGUAAUGAAAUUGAGUGGUCUUUGUUAUAACACAAGUGGAAUAAGGAACAGUCCCUAUAUACACUCUUGUACUUACAAAAAUCAGUCUACCCCAUAAUAACUAUACAUUGACAAUGCAAAUACUAUGCAAUUGCUACCUCCACAAGGUUAUUGUAAUAGUCAAUUUCCAUCAAUUUUUGCAAGUUGCCUCUGCCAGUAUGGUGACAUCAGAGUGACACACAUCCAUCCUGGUUGUGUCAUUGCAACAGUCUCUAAACCGUAAACUGUUGAGGUAUGUUCAGUUACACAAGUGUUGCAAACUGUCCCAGGUCAAAAUGUUGUACAAGGUUGUGAAUCCUGGUAGCCUCCUGCCACUCCUGACAACAUAUACCAGCAGAGGGUGUAAUUGUUAUUAGAAUGUGAUCUUUCACAGUUUUUUCUGAGAUGUGUGUGUGUUUCUAAUGAAAAUGUCAAAUUGAAGAUAUAUUGUCCUCGCUUCGUGAUCUUGAUGCCUUAGCAUUCUUUCUGCCACUAUACGAUCCCCCACAUUUUUCAUUUGUGAGUGUUUUGGAGUAGCAAUCUGACAGUACCUCAUCUCUCAUUUCCAAACCUUUUAGAAACAAAAUUCAAACAUUUUCUUGAACAUUGCUACUUGACGAUGUGUUUAAAAAAAAUUUGAAAUGCCAGAAUCAGGUCUGGCAAAAUAUUUCACUACCUUUGGUGUGAGUCACAGCUGUCCAUAAAUGGAUUCAGGUGACAUGCACCAUAGCCUUGGUUGUGAUAAUCCUUAGAAGUAACCCACUUACUGGAUAAAUCCUCUUCACUAUAAUAAUGCAUUUACACAGGCAGCUCAAUUCUGAUCUUUUGCCCAAUUAUUGACAAAAUAGUUGAACUGAUUGGUCAAAAGACCAAUUAGUGGAAAAAGAUCGGAAUUGGGCUGCCUUUGUAAACACUGGAUAAAUCCUCUUCACUGUAAGGCUGCAUUUACACAGGCAGCUCAAUUCUGAUCUUUUGCCCAAUUAUUGACAAAAAAGUUGAUCUGAUUGGUCAAAAGACCAAUUAAUGGAAAAAUAUUGGAAUUGGGCUGCCUGUGUAAAUACAGCCUAUUUAGGGCAACUGUUUAAAUGGCAGACAGUUUUCACUGAAAUGUGAUCUUACAUUUUUUUCUGUCGCAUUUUUGUCGUUUUAAAAUAUUUAACAUUUAGGAUUAAGGUUUCAUAUAGUGUGUCCUGUAAUGGAGUUUAUUUUACUCACACGAGGCCUAGGCCUACUAUGUUUUAGUAAAAAAAUGGGUGGUUGUUGCAGUACUACUGGAAGUAGUCCAGAGAUGCAAAGUUGAAAGAUGUUCAAAGAAAAAUAUCACAAAUACUCAAAUGUGAGGUUGAAUUCAUUCUUGUUGGCUUACUGGGCUAGCAGUGGCAUAGUCAGUGACCUUUUGCCUUCUCUUGGCAGUCUCUUAUGCCCUACUGGAAGACAUGGCGGCCCCAUAGGUUAGAUGCCAAAUGGCUGCGGGACCAGCAGUGGAACAAAACACAGUUACACUACAUUGGGUUUGUGGUGGAAAGGCCACAGUGCGUAGAGAGAGUUUUCAGCUUAAAGAGGCUUUAGAAUGAAUUAUUUUUUUUUUUUUUUUUUUUUUUUUUUUUGGAAAUGACAGAGCUUGUAUGUGCCAUAUCAAUGCAAUGCCACCAUUUCAUGCCUGUACAGUUUCUCUACUGAUUGACAUUUAAAAGGCUGCAGAUUUAAUUACCCAGCUUUACGUGCUGUCAACAUUCAGGAUUUACAACAAAAAACGCAAGGAUGACUAGUGCUAUUCUCUUCUCUGUUCUCAGGUACAAAUUGAUGUCAUUGUAUGAAGCUAAUUAAGCUUGUUAGUGCUGGGGCUACAUUACAAAGCUUUUAUAUUUCUAUCCGAGGCAAGAAAGUCUGCUCCUUUUGUGUUUUGUCUCCUUCACCUCUGUGAAGUGGCUGUAUCUGAAAUGGCACCCUAUUCCCUUUAUUGUGCACUAACCAUGUCAAUAAGUAGUGCACUAUAUUAUAGGGAAUAGGGUGCCAUUUUGGACAUAACCAGUUUGUUAUAGCUAGUAAACAGAUGGUUAGCGAAGCAGGGCCUCGGGAGAUCCUGCUAAUGAACUGAAAUUAAAGACUAAGAGGAACAAUAUCGAUGGGAAAUUGACUUUGAACUCUUUGAACAGAGAGUGGAGGGGUGAGAGAGCGGGCCUCGCACGUUUACAGAAACCCCCUAGAGACCAAUCAAACGCUCGGUUCUAUUAGCAUUUUAUGACAUCACAUUUCCUUUACUGAGGGCAUAAUGUGUAGCCUGUGGUGUGGUGCUAUACACCGCACUGGAGUUACUAUAGGUAGACCUACAAGAGCAAGUCAGCAUGUAGCCAUUAGCCAAGACACCACCACUUUAAACAGGUCCCAUCACUUUAUUAGUUAGGUUAUUAAGUUAGAACACCUAGUUGUUGAAGAGGAAGGCCACAAAUGGAGGCACCUCUGGGAUAUUCCAAUAUCUAUAGCAUACCAGUUAGAAUGAAGAAAUGUAUUGGGCAUGCACUCUAAAUAAGUGGUAUGCUACUGUGGAUAUUGGAAUUUAGUCAGGCUGUUUUAAUAUUUUUCAUUUGCUUACAUCUUUACAGGACCAACAAAACCAAAAUCCAGAGUACUGUAACACACUUUGUUAAACUCUUUGGAUUUUGUUUACAUGGCAUAUGGUCUGCACAGCCACAUUUCUAUUUGACCUCACAGGUUCAGCACAUUGUGAGUUUCUAAAAAUAUGAUUUCAAUCACUUUCUCAUUGCACCCCUUUUGAUUUGAACGAAACCUUCCAUACAUGCCCACAGUAGAAGUGGUCAGAAAGUGACUUUUUGGACCUGAAUGCCAAAACAUUCAGGAGAUAGAAGUGCUCAAAGUUGACCCAUUUUGCAUACCCCACCCUACCAUGAGACAUCCAUGUGUUCAUCACUGAAAAAGAUAAAUGGUUGAGUUUGAUAUAAUUUGAAAGUGUACAAACAGGGUUGUCAAACUGUUUAAUGAUAAUUCAUUAGAUAAUUUAUUUUAUUUUAAUUAUGUCAUUUUUUAAGCUUUAAUGUCAAUUAUUCAAGAGUAUGCUGUGUCUCAACUGUGUCUCAACCGAUGACGGGCACAACACAAACACCUCAGAUGUUAUAAAAUAGCUACACAUUUAUGAAAAUUUGAAAAAUCUGAGUUGACACGUUUUUAGAUAAUUAAUGUUAAAGCUUAAAAAACGUUUUUUCUUUUUAAGAAAUCAUAGAAGAGUUUGGCAACCCUGUUUCUAAGCUUUCAAAUGAUAUCAAACUCAACCGUUUAUGUUUUUCAGUGAUGAAGACAUGGACGUCUCAUGGUAGGGUGGGGUAUGCAAAAUGGGUCAACUUUGAGCACUUCUAUCUCCUGAAUGUUUUGGCAUUCAGGUCCAAAAAGUAACUUUCUGACCACUUCCAUCAUCGGCAAAUAUUUAUGGAAGGUUUAGUUCAAAUCAAAAGGGGUGCAGUCAGAAAUGGAUUGAAAUCAUAUGGAACGCCCCAACAGCUACCUCUGAAUAUAGAAGCCGCUAAUUAGGCUAGUGAUAGACUACAGAUGUCGAUCACACGGAGCCAGUUCAUUUGAUGUAUUAAUUCAGUCAAUGUUCUCAUCUAUUUAUGUCAUAGGAUGUGAUUAUAACCCAAAAAUACAGGCGCAAAAACACAUUCCAUGGUUUUAAAAGACAAAAGACAAAAAUGGCUGGUACAUUUUAGGGGUAUGUUUCAGUUACUAUGUAACGACUAUGAACAAAGGGGUAACAUAUCAAAAGGGCUUUAUUUGUUUGAAUGUUGUUUGUUGAAGCACCUCUGCAUGUUCUGAGUGCUGUCUGUCCUCUUACAAUACUCUCUCUUGUCUCUUUUGAAACCAGGGGUCUGUUCAGGAGAGUGCAAUGUUACUCAACUUUAUUAAACUAGACAUGCAUUUCUAACACGUAUCAAUAUGAUUGUCAGUCAGGUAGAAUAAGGAUUUUUUUUCUCUAUUCAUUAAAUCUCUAACUGCAACGUUUUGAACAUUUUACAUCACUAAAUACAAAAGUUAGAUCAGAUUCAGAGUGAGACUCUUGGCCCUGUGUCUAAUCAGUGCAUCAGUCCAACAGUCCUACAAUAUAUACAGAGCCCUCAUAGUAGCGAACACUGCCUCCUGGUGGUCCGUUUCUGUGUGCACCGUGUCCAGUCAGAAGCAGCACAUAGAAGAUCAGGGUCAGAGUAGGAGUGCUGAUCUAUGAUCAGUUUAGCCUUUUAUAUUAUAAUUAAUAAUAUUUCAUAGACAAGACGAGAUUACAUAGAUAGGGCCUGAUCCUAGAUCUGCACUACUACUCUGAGACGCUUCAUGAGUAUGGGUCUUGAAGCUGAGAACACAAGUCAAGGGUUUAUGAACUGCAACUUUAGUCCUGAAAUGUGUGGAAUAUGAAGCUCUCAAGUGAGAUAGCUUUGUUCAUUAUUCCAAAAUCCCUACUGGAUAAUAGGCACUUUAUAAUAAUGUAUUAUUGUGAUAAGUUUGCUAUUUUCUUCCAUUUCCACCAAGGAUAAUUGCAUGCCCACCGAUAGCAAAUCUAUGUUCAACAUGAAAAUGCUACUUUCUCCUGUUUAAUACUAUCUUUGCCUCUCUAGCUUUCUUCCUUCAGGGCUUCUCCAGUGCUGCGGUUGCAGAGUGCUAAAGUGUGCUGUGUUUGUUCCCUAUAGGGCCAUGCUGAGUGACAUUGGGGAUUAUAUAGGUUCAGACAUACAAAUAUCCUGGUUGCCUAAUCUGGAUGAGUUAAUGAAGGGCUAUGCGCGAAAUUUUCGCCCUGGGAUAGGAGGUGAGUAUGGGAUCUACUGCUCGUGGCAUUGGAUUGCAUUUCACCCCCUCACAUUUACAGUCAUUCUUAGCAUAGCAGGAACCAGGUAUAUAGGACCUAAUCGUUUUGAAAAUCAGACUCAAAUGAUUUUGACUCCUCCCAAAUUCAUCAUAUUAAAUUCCCCUGCCCCCAAGAAAGUGCAUUUUGUCAUUUUUAAAUCCUAUUUGAAAUAAAUAUUUACCCCUAUGUAAAUAAGAUGUUUGAAUCUAUUAAAAGCAUUUGUGUUUGAACGUGACGCAAAAGAUUACAAACAAAAGCAAUUAAGCAUUGGAAUUAGUUUGCGGAAGGGAUUAUUUAAAUGAUGCUUUGGAAAUGGAAGACGUGCGUAGUGUUGCGAGAGAAAAGAAAGGAGCAUUGCUGGAGAAUGCCUUUGCUAAGAAUGCCUGCCAAAUGUGAAAUAUCCAAUGUCCACAGCGUUAGAUUUCUCAACCUGACAGCUUAACUCAGCUAAGCAGAGGUGAAAAAGCAUUGUCGAUAUAAGAACCACCACCACCACAAUGUCAGGCCUUGUGAACCAGCAACAAGGCUACUGCAGCCAACCACCAACACUUCCACACACCUAUAGCUCAAUAUUAUGCUCAACAAUGAUGUAGUCCCACUCUCUCCUUACUUCCUCUUAUAAAUAAGAUAAGAUAAAAUCUCCCUCAUAUAUUAUUUAUGUGCUAAGACAGCUACCAUAAAGCCCAACUGAUGGGCUAUCUAAGGCCAUUGAAGAAUCAUAUACAUCAGUUUGUGGGGUCUUACUCUGUCUAUUCAACUCAAAUUAGAAGGAAAGUGGUGCUACGAUAGGUGUCUAGAAUUUAUACAAAGAAGUGUAACUGAGCCUCUCACAAAGGGUCACUAUUCAAAAUGAGCUAGGUUUUAGUGACAGUCUAAGGGAUUAUGGAUUGCAGUUAGUUUUAAAAUCCUCCAAAGUGAGUUUCAUUGACUUUGACUGUCCUCCCACUUGUCAAUGCUGAUGACUGCUAUCUCUAUGGUGGGUAGGAGAAUGGCUAUAGAAUACAAUUUGACGUAAAUGGUUAUGGGAUAAGUGCUGAAUGGCGGAGAAUGGUAAUGUAUGAUUCCUUAAUGUUCCGAAUAAAUAGCCUUUCAGUUCUGCUUCGGUGAUCCUGAUCUCCCUCCCUUUAGAUUUCCUCCAAGUAUCCACAAUCUCAGCAGCACAAAUCAUGCUAAUCAUCGAGCAAACUACAAAAGAAUGCUAGCUAUGUAUGCGCUUCUAAAUACAACACCACUGCGCAAGCCCACGAGACCCCCAAUGUCAUGUUUAUGAAUGUACAUAGUGCUAUGUCACUUCCAGUAGAGCAAUGUUAAGUUGGGUGGCCGUUGAUCCUUAUCUAGGGUUGUCUUAGGGAAGGAGGGGUGGAGGGAGGGAGGGAGAGAGAGAGGGAGGGAUUGUUUUCUUUUCUCACUUCUUUUCCCACAGGCCCACCCGUGAAUGUUGCCAUGGCUAUUGAAGUAGCCAGUAUUGAUCACAUCUCUGAAGCCAACAUGGUAAUGUAUAAAUUCACCUGCAGGCCUUUAUACAAAAUGGUUGCCAUAUUUCACUGCUACUGUACUGUUGCAGUAAAACUCAAUGUGAAACUACCACUUAUGCGUCAUCCACAUCAGCCAAUAGGGAUUCAGUCAGAGCAUGCAUCUUAUGAAAGGUAUCCUUCCUUCCUCCCUUGAGGUAUUCAACAGAUUCAACCAGGUUGGAUUGGUGAAAAGCAAUAGUCUUGUAACCUAUAUUUCUCUUAACCAAUACCGUUCAGAUCAGUGAUUACCCAAGGGAAGGUAUUAAAGGACACAUUUGAAAAGUAUUGAAACAGGCCCUUUAUCCAUCUUCUUUUCUCCUAGUUACAGUACUGCCCUAAGUCUCAACGUGAUCCACCACUCGGUCUCGUACCAGAGUUGGCAAUGCCCUUGGCUCAGCUUUGUCCCUGUGUGUGUCUGUGCCUGUGUGUCUGUCUGUCUGUCUGUGUGUGCAUGUGCCUGCUCUUGUUUUUACCGUGUGUUACUGCUUGGCAGGAGUACACCAUGACCAUUUUCCUGCGUCAGAGCUGGCGGGACGACCGCCUGUCCUACAACCAUACCAACAAGACCCUGGGGCUGGACAGCCGCUUCGUGGAUAAACUCUGGCUGCCCGACACCUUCAUCGUCAACGCCAAGUCCGCCUGGUUCCAUGACGUCACCGUGGAGAACAAGCUGAUUCGCCUGCAGCCUGAUGGGGUCAUCCUUUACAGCAGCCGGUUAGGAGGGGGAGAGUGGGGAGGGGAGUGGAAUGAGGGGAAGAGGGGGAGGAGAGAGGAGUAGGGGGUAGGGAGGAGAGGGGGGAGGAGGGGGAGAGAAAGUGGAGGGGGAGAUGGGAAGAGGAGGUGGAGAGGGGGAUGGUUGAGAUGAGAAGGGGGAGAGAGGGUAGAAGGGUAAGAGAGAGAGGUGGAGAUAAUGUGUGAGGGGUAGGAGCAUAGAUGAAGUAGGAAAGACAGAGGAGAAGGAUGAAAGGAGUAGGAGAGAUGGAAGGCAUGGGGAGGAGGGAGAGUAGAAAAUGGUGUGGGCUGGAGAGGCCCUUAAACGAUUGAUUUGCCGUGGCCUGAAGUUAAGGCUAUAUAAUGCCUAAUGAUAAUGUCAAAGUGAGAAUGACUAGGGCCUACCGUUACGGGUCAAGUUACCAUUGUGGUUGACGUGGGUGUUUACUAAAUGACUUGUUCUCCUCUCAGGAUCACCUCGACUGUGGCGUGUGACAUGGACCUGACCAAGUACCCCAUGGAUGAGCAGGAGUGUAUGCUGGACCUAGAAAGCUGUGAGUUGACUUGUAUUACUAAUAUAGACUUGUAUCUACUUAUAUGAUCUCAAUACCUGUAGUCUGUCAUGUUUCCUACCACUCUUAACCCUUUGAUGCGUAUGAUCACAUAUUUGUGAUCAUUGUUGAGUGGUCCCUGCAGCGUACCAUUGCAAAUAUGUGAUUGGAACAGUAGCAACAGAACGUAUGAGGCAACAAACGCGUCUAAACAGCAUUGUUGUCUGAAAAGCAUUUAAAAACUGUUUUGUACUGAUGGGAAAUAAAGGUCUUCAGAACUUUAUUCCUCAAUUUCACCUUUUAUUGUCAAAGAUAAAUGCAAACUUCCUCAUCCAAACAUCACACGGAACACAUCCACAGCCAAACUCAUUCCAUAAACCAGUCUAAAUAACAGGUUGCGCUGACAAAAAACUAAACAUAAGUUAGCGACCUAACAGCUAGACUUGUUUACAAUGUACCACAUCUCUGGUGAGCACAAGGGAUAAAUGUAAUAUUGUUUCGAAAAGAGAUGUGUGUCAGCUAAGCCAACAGCAGCUACAUUCUUUAUGAUGGCAGCCAUGUUUGUUUAUGUUUGACAAGCGAAAACUCCCUAAUCCUAGAAUGCCAUUCACUAUAAGACGCAAAUAAACAAAGUUAAAGUCAAAGAUGGCUGAGCCCAUUGCUGGAAAAAUAUUAACUUAGUUUGGCCACUUUUCAGCACAUUACAAAUCUUCGAUGUACUUGUUACAGUGUAUACAAGAAGCGGAGCACAUGAUUUGACAAGUUGUUUACCGUUUUUGACAAAUCACAAAGCAAAUAAAAUGUUAGCACCUCACAGAUCAUCACCCCAAAUACAAGCCUACUGCCUAGCCUAACCGUAGCGUGAAAGCUAAACAGGAAUGACAUCAUGAUUUGGCCUCAUAUUCUUUCGAGUUCCCAGUUGUCUUGAAAGCACUAUAAGUCAGUCGAGUGAACUAUCCCUUCACCUCGUUUUGUUAUAACAUCUUUGGUCUGACAGACGCUUAGGUGACAACCAGAAUGCAUUGUAUGAUGUCAACAAACAUGGCGCCACACAUAGCUGGCAAAUAGCUUAGCAUUAGCUCAUCAUAAUCAGUACAACCUUCAAAAAAGUAUUUUACACACAUCAUGUGUCCAUUAAAAUCUAUACAAGAAUCGGAAUGCAUGAUUUGUCACCAGUACUUGAAAACGUGAAUAAAACAGUAAAUACAUUAUGCUCCAUACAUACAUACUGUAUGCUACAAUAGAAACAACAACACAAUAUACAGAAAAUAAGGCACUUACUUUGAUAGGAAUGCACACAUGUCCAAAGUUAUUAUUUGUAAGGAAAACAACAAUGAAGGCAAUGCGGGCGCCAGCCAGAAAAUGUGCCAAGGGGAAAAAGUUUUGUACAAGGCCUGUUCUGACUAGAGAUGCGCUAUGUCUUCAUGCUUGAAAUGGGCUACUUAUUAUGUAAAACACCUGAUCUCCCAAGUCUGGAACAGUCUCUUAUUAAACUUAAGGGAUCAAAACCUGUAGGCUGUAGCCUGCUCUACUGAGAAAACAGAAGAGGACAGGAAAACACUUUAGACUACUCCCAGUGUCUGUAGAGCUACAUGUCGGCCAUAAUAUAAAGGGAAAUUGUGUACCACAAGUACCAAAAGCAAGGCUAGGGUCAAUGCCAUACACAUACAUUUAAUAUUCCAAUGAUGCUCCAUUGUUGUUGGGCCGAAUGUUGUUUGUUUGUUGACUGCUUGUUUGUUGACUGUUUGUUUGUUGACUGUUUGUUUGUUGACUGCUUGUUUGUUGACUGUUUGUUUGUUGACUGCUUGUUUGUUGACUGUUUGUUUGUUGACUGUUUGUUUGUUGACUGCUUGUUGACUGCUGGUUUGUUGACUGUUUGUUCCAGAUGGCUACUCCUCAGAGGACAUUGUGUACCACUGGUCUGAGAGUCAGAUACACAUCCACGGACUGGACAAACUGGAGCUCUCCCAGUUCACCAUCAUCGACUACAAAUUUGUCACGGAGACGAUGAACUUCAAAUCCGGUGAGCUUCCCCCACCUAUCCUUGUUUUGCUAUCACCAUGGUUACUGUACUUAACAGCCAGUGGGAUGUCUGUGAAAUAUCUCUUCAUUUUUAUACAGAGGACUUUUUAACUAAUAUGUUUUGAACGCAGACACCUCUGAGGGUAUCUUCUAUGCACGGACAGAAUGGCUCAUGUUAUUCAGAGAAGAGUAGAUGAUAUGUUAUGACUUUUUGAAUUGGAAAAUCUGGUAUGGCCAGAGGAGGAUGUGCCCCCUCCUCUGAGUCUGGUUCCUCUCAAGAUUUGUUCCUUCUAGGGACAUUUUCCUUGUAACUUGCUUUUUGGGGUCUUGGUCAGGUUACUGUAGGACUUUGUGACAAUUGUUGAUAUAAAAAGGGCUUUAUAAAUCAUUUUGAUUGAUUGACUGAUUGAAAAGCUAAUGCUGGUGUACUUUUUUCACUCCAAGCCGGACGUUUCCCGCGGCUCAGCCUUCGCUUCCAGCUGAGACGUAACAGAGGCGUUUACAUCAUCCAGUCUUACAUGCCCUCCAUCCUAUUGGUCGCCAUGUCCUGGGUAUCCUUCUGGAUCAGCCAAACAGCAGUCCCGGCUCGGGUAUCCCUGGGUUAGUAUCACGUUAAGAGUAUUCUGUUAGUGAUAUUGGGGGCGUAGUCUGCAAACUAGUCGGCCUGGAAUGCGGCUAUUAGCUUGCUGUGGGUAUGUUAGUAGAGAUAUGACAGUGAAAACACAGAUUAAAUGAGACAGCAAUAAUUCAAAGUGAACUGAAUGCGUCUACUUUUAUGUUGUGAAAGAUACGUUGACCUAGAAUUUGAAGAAAAUAAAGUGCAUUAUCAUUGAGAAGUAUAUUCAUAGGAAUGUGAUAUACCUGACGACAAAUUAUAUUUGAUUAAUGAAAAAGGUGAAACCCUCAUCACAGUUCAAGUUGUAGAUUCUUAUCUUAGGUUGUUUGUGGUGUGUAAACCAAAAACAAUCCUUAAUAAAUAUAAAAAAGAGGAAGAAAAUGUAUUCCAUCUUAAAGGUGCAAUCAGCAGUUGCUACAUCAGUUUUUGGACUUAUAAAUGAAAUAUUUGUACCCAUUGAUUAUUGAAGAAUAUAACUUAUACAUGCCUCAUGAGCUUAGUUCAACUGUCGUACCCCAUCAGAACCCAAAAUACAAGCUUGUUUUUUACGCCAAUGUUUGUAAACAAUGUAAAUGUAAACAAACACUAUAUGGCCUCAUAACAUGGUUAAAACUAUACUUUUGAUAUCAUAGGUAGUCAGUCCUUGCAUCCAUAGCUCUGUCUAUGUCAUUUUUCCAGCCCCAUCCCUCAGCUUUUUACUGAAAUAGGGGCGGGGAUUACGAUUAUUGUUUCUACUACUGAUUGCCGCUUUAAAAAAGAUAGAAUUGAUUUCACUUUCACUUUUAAUUUAUUUCACUUAAACGAUUCCUCUUUUCUAUUCAAAACACAAAUGUAAUUUCCAUAUAUAUUUUGGUAAAGGGAUCACCACUGUGCUCACCAUGACAACUCUGAUGGUGAGCGCCCGCUCGUCCCUCCCCCGAGCCUCAGCCAUCAAAGCGCUGGACGUCUACUUUUGGAUCUGCUACGUGUUUGUGUUCGCCGCGCUCAUCGAGUACGCCUUCGCUCACUACAACGCCGACUACAGGCUCAAAGAGAAGGCCAAGAGCAAGGCCAACAAGAUGAGCUCCGAGGUAAGAAGGGAGACCAACGCUUUCCCAACUGGUGUUUCCCAAAGUUUAGUGGUAGGCCCGUUCCUCAUUUGACCCAUUUGUACCACAACAUUCAUUCAAUGUUCACAUAGUGUUCAAGGGACAUUGGGUUGACACAAUAGGUGCAAAAAAUGUGAGUAGGAACCUACAAGCACUUGCAUUUUGAACAUGCAGAAUUUCCUUUGGGUGCCUUUGUUGUGAGGUAAAGAUACUUCACAAAGGAAUUGAUUGCCUUUCUCUAUUGACAUACAGUACCAGUCAAAAGUUUGGACACACUUACUCAUUCAAGGGUUUUUCUUUAUUUUUACUGUUUUAACCAGACUCAGAGGAGGGGGCACAUCCUCCUCUGGCCGUACCAGAUAUAGAAUAAUAGUGAAGACAUCAAAACUAUGAAAUAACACAUAUGGAAUCAUGUAGUAACCAAAAAAGUGUUAAACAAAUCAAAAUAUAUUUUAUAUUUGAGAUUCUUCAAAUAUCCACCCUUUGCCUUGAUGACAGCUUUGCACACUCUUGGCAUUCUCCCAACCAGCUUCACCUGGAAUGCUUUUCCAACAGUCUUGAAGGAGUUCCCACAUAUGCUGAGCACUUGUUGGCUGCUUUUCCUUCACUCUAUGGUCCGACUCAUCCCAAACCAUCUCAAUUGGGUUGAGGUUGGGGGAUUGUGGAGGCCAGGUCAUCUGAUGCAGCACUCCAUCACUCUCCUUCUUGGUAAAAUAGCCCUUACACAGCCUGGAGGUCUGUUGGGUCAUUAUCCUGUUGAAAAACAAAUGAUAGUCCCACUAAGCCCAAAUCAGAUGGGAUGGCGUAUCGCUGCAGAAUGCUGUGGUAGCCAUGCUUGUUAAGUGUGCCUUGAAUUCUAAAUAAAUCACAGACAGUGUCACCACCAAAGCACCCCCACACCAUAACACCUCCUCCUUCAUUCUUUACGGUGGGAACUACACAUGCAGAGAUCAUCCGUUCACCCACACUGCGUCUCACAAAGAUACAGCUGUUUGAACCAAAAAUCUCCCAUUUGGACUCCAGACCAAAGGACACAUUUCCACCGGUCUAAUGUCCAUUGCUCGUGUUUCUUGGCCCAAGCAGGUCUCUUCUUAUUAUUGGUGUCCUUUAGUAGUGGUUUCUUUGCAGCAAUUCAACCAUGAAGGCCUGAUUCACACAGUCCCCUCUGAACAGUUGAUGUUGAGAUGUGUCUGUUACUUGAACUCUGUGAAGCAUUUAUUUGGGCUGCAAUUUCUGAGGCUGGUAACUCUAAUGAACGUAUCCUCUGCGGCAGAGGUAACUCUGGGUCUUCCAUUCCUUUGGAGGUCCUCAUGAGAGCCAGUUUCAUCAUAGCGCGUAAUGGUUUUUGCGACUGCACUUGAAGAAACUUUCAAAGUUCUUGUAAUUUUCCGGAUUGACUGACCUUCAUGUCUUAAAGUAAUGAUGGACUGUCGUUUCUCUUUGCUUAUUUGAGCUGUUCUUGCCAUAAUAUGGACUUGGUCUUUUACCAACAGAACUGAUUGGCUCAGACUCGUUAAGAAGGAAAGAAAUUCCACAAAUUAAGGCACACCUGUUAAUUGAAAUGUAUUCCAGGUGACUACCUCAUGAAUCUGGUUGAGAGAAUGCCAAGUGUGUGCAAAGCUGUCAUCAAGGCAAAGGGUGGCUAUUUGAAGAAUCUAAAAUUUAAAAUAUAUUUUGAUUUGUUUAACACUUUUUUGGUUACUACAUGAUUCCAUAUAUGUUAUUUCAUAGUUUUGAUGUCUUCACUAUUAUUCUACAAUGUAAAAAAAAUAAAAAAUAAAGAAAAACCCUUGAAUGAGUAGGUGUGUCCAAACCCUUGACUGGUAGUGUAUCUCUCUCUCUGCUUCUCCAGUCGGUCGUGAAGAAUGGGAAGCAGGCCAUGGUGCUCUUCUCCCUGUCCGUGGCUGGAAUGAACCAGGGCCUGAUGGUGUCCAGCCGCCGUCCGCAGCGCUCCGGCACCGAGACUGCUGAGGAGGAGGACGGGGAGCCCAGGAGGGGGCGGGGGGCCAGAGCAUCAGAGGAGAGAGAAGAGGAUAAGAAGUGCUGUAGUUGUUGUUCCAAGUGCUGUUGCGCUUGCAAGCCCCUCCAAGCCGACACCAUAGAUGUCUAUGCCAGGGCCGUGUUCCCUGCCACCUUCGCCAUCGUCAAUGUGAUCUAUUGGGUGGCGUACACCAUGUGAGUUGGGAGGACUAAGGAUGGACAGGCUGGCACCGCCAAGGACGGGAGUACUGUACAUAGAGGAAAUUCAUGCCGCUUUAAAUUCUGGGACUUAUAAUAUAGGUUGCACCGAUGUAAACAAGGCUUCCUUAAGAAGAACUGGAUUUGUAUAAUAUGUUGAAGUAAGGACCAGGUAAAUAGCAGAUAAAAUACAGUAGAUGGACGAACAAAAUCAGAUCAGGUAUAUGGACAUGUUCUGAUGUACAUGUUAUGUACAAUGGAGCCUUGAGUGGUCGUCAAUGUCUUAUCCUGAGUGAGGUUCACUGUAUGAUAGCCCAGCUAGUGACUUUUAUCUCCAAAAACCUCCACUAGCCACCCUACCCCUACUGUGGCAAUCCCCUUAGAUACUGAUUGCUAACCCACUAAACCACAGCAAUGGACUGACGUUCAGCUAUAUCCUGUUACUGUACAUGUAUGAACUCUGCUCACACCAGCAACAUACACAGCACACUAAUGUAUCAUUGCUGAAAACUAAUGUGCACAACAAUUGCUGUUCGCUUAACUCACAAACACAUCUCAUGUGAUGGACAAACUGUUGAAAACAAGAAACUGUCCAAACUAUGAGGUGUAGACUAUUAUGCUGCAGGGCUUAUUCUCCCCAACCCACCUCCUCCCCUCCACCGUCCCACCUCCUCCCCUCCACCGUCCCACCUCCUCCCCUCCACCGUCCCACCUCCUCCCCUCCACCGUCCCACCUCCUCCCCUCCACCGUCCCACCUCCUCCCCUCCACCGUCCCACCUCCUCCCCUCCACCGUCCCACCUCCUCCCCUCCACCGCCCUACCUCCUCCCCUCCACCGUCCCACCUCCUCCCCUCCACCGUCCCACCUCCUCCCCUCCACC